AUGACUACGUGGAUUAAUUAUCGAGUUACUGGCCACAUUACUUUUAAAGGUGAACAACCUAAAUUUCAUGGUGAUGAAAUUCUUCAUAUUUCUGUUCGUGAUUCACUUCGAUACGAUAUUCCAUGCAUUGAAUUAGGUUCAAAAACUAUACUUUUAUAUAGAGGACAACAACUGCCUAUUUACUAUCAAUGUUACUAUGAGCCAAAUAAAGCACACAUGAAAUUUAAAGAACUUAAAACCAUUCCUGGCGGAAUUACUCUUUCAGCUCAAAUCGAACGAAAUGAUCAAUUAUUGUACGUUAAUAAUACAGAUAUUCCUUUGGCUGAAUAUAAAGAUAUUCCUUUAGUCAAAUUCGAAUGA
Molecule: messenger RNA, 360 nt
Organism: Rotaria socialis
Lineage: Eukaryota; Metazoa; Rotifera; Eurotatoria; Philodinida; Philodinidae
Source: the annotation of a GenBank genome assembly